Lates calcarifer (barramundi perch) is the source of this 3685-nucleotide messenger RNA. RefSeq lists its product as uncharacterized. Gene Ontology annotation, biological process: proton motive force-driven ATP synthesis. Lineage: Eukaryota; Metazoa; Chordata; Actinopteri; Centropomidae. The coding region runs from base 1646 to 3439 and encodes 597 amino acids. The transcript is spliced from 8 exons. Gene Ontology annotation, molecular function: proton transmembrane transporter activity. The record is from RefSeq and is a predicted model, not a curated record.
UGAGCAGAGCGCUUUAUGUAACUGUAACACUUUAAAAACACGCAGGACAGCUCCGCUAAGCUACAAUGUGUUAGCUAGCUGGCAGACAAACAAACAACAGACGAACUGUUGUUGUCAUUUGGUGCAUUUUUAUUCCUCGGUGUCUCCAAAGCGAUAAGAACAGAGUGAAACUGCCAUGGUGGAGAAGAAACAGACUCAGGACAUUUAGUACCACUGGACAUUCCUCUAUGUUACACUUUAUUAAGCAGAUAAAUUAGCCUGCACACUACAUUUCUGUAUUUUUCAUCCUGUGUUCAUUUAAGUAAACAUGGCUGCUGCUUUGCUCAGAGGAAGAACGGGAUUAUGUAUAAGAUGUAUUCACAGGGAGUUGUGUAGAGUCGUAUGGAGGCCGCAGACUGCUCUGUUCAGCUCCAAACCAUCGGACAGAAAACUACCACGAAGAACACACAUCAAGAAAGCCAAACCCCAGCCCUCAGUCGAUGUUGCUAAACUCCUGGAGCAACUCUUCUCCCAAAAGAGACCAGGCACCACGUCCCCUGGUGCUGGUAAAGCUCAACAUGCCAAAGCCUCUCCCAUACCUUCCAAACCUCCUACAACCUCCUCAAUGAAGGUCUCCACCUCAAAUGUUUCUCAUUUGUCAAAGACAGAGCCAGAAGUCUCAGUCUUUCAGUGCUGCUUCUAGUGUUUCUAGUCUUCCCCCUCAACCAAAAUCAGCAUCUUCCACAAACCCAAAGACUUCAUUUACCUCAGAAACGCCUCAGCAGACACCUGGUGUUAUUCAGGACUGUUCUGCUGAUGGUGUUUCCAGUGUGACUGUUAAAACCUCAGCUCCUCCUACAACCAGCACAACUCUUGCAUCAUCAGGGUCAGAAGCAACUACAGCAGAGUGCCAAACUUUAGUCAACACAAGAGAAACCAAAGUAGAAACUGUUACAGAAGCAAAUGAACUCACAUCCACUCCUGCACUACCCUUAUCAGCCAACCUGGUAGAGAAAAAUGCAGAGAAAUCACCUGAUACAGCUGCUACAGUAGAACCUUUGAUAGAAACUACAACAGAACCAUCAGUAGAGGCCAGCCUUCCUGCCAUAGAAGCACUAGAAACUAGAGCUUCUGUUGUUCAAGGUCCAACAGAAUCUAUGGUAGAAGUUACAGAAUAUACAGCAGCUAAAAAAGUACAAACCAAAGGCACAGAUUCAGGAGGGGUUGAGACUUUAUACACUACCACAAUAGAACCCUCAAUAGAAACUACAAUAGAACUGUCAGCAGCAUAAGCACCAGCAUAACUCGUCAGGAAACAUUAGAAAGUAUAGCUGCUGUUUCUGAAGGUGCAGUAGAGCCUACAACAGAAGUUGAAGCAGAUAGAGAAGAGGUGAUCCAUGUCUCAUUUGGGGCCAACAAAGAACCUUUAAGAGAAACUACAAUUACAUCGGUAGUAGAGGCCAGUCUUCUUCCUGUAGAAGCAGUAGAAGCUGAGGUUUCUGUUGAAGGACCAGUAGAGCCAACAGUAGAUGCUCCAGCUGAAAAAGUGCUAGCCAAAAGCAUUGACUCAGGAGAGGUAAGCAUCUCAGUAGACCCAUCAGUAGAGGCCAGCAUUCCUCUUGUGGAAGCACUUGAAAUCAGAGCAUCUGUUGCUGAAGCAUCUACAAUGGAAGCUAAAGCAGAUACAACAGCUCAAGCAGUACAAACCAACAGCACAGACUCAGGAGUGGUUAAUGUCUCACAAACUGCAACAGUAGAACCCUUAUUAGAAAGUACAGUAGAGCCUACAAUAGAAACUGAAGGUGCUGACAAUCUGUCACAUGCUGCCUUAAUCCAAAAUACACCUGAAUCUGCAGUCUUACCUUUGAAAAGUGAAGUAGAAUCUAAAGUAGAAUCAUCUUUAGGAAAAAUCACUGUGGAAAAGGAUGUAAACGAAUCAGAACAAAUGACUUUAGAGUCUGUAACACUACAUCCUGCCAAGGAUUUCUUGGAGGCUUUGAAAACGGAUGAUCUCCUCAAAACAAAAUUUAUUCUCGAUGAAAAAGCAGAAAAACAGCUCCAGGAGUUGUUAGUCCAGACAGGGAUGGGAGCCGAACACAAAGCCUCACCUGAGGCUGAGAAUUCAAGUGAAGAUGAGAGUGAAAUUUUAACUAAGGUUCUUUCAAAAUGGGAGUCUCUGUCUGAAGAUCUUCAAGAGUUAGAGGAAGAAACUGGCACAUUGGUGAAAGAGCUUCUCUGUCAUGUUCCUGCAGUGCUUUCCAAAUCCCCCAGCACGAUAAAAGCAAGUUCAGCCUCUAAUCAACUUGUGAGAGCAAAUGGAGAGUCUUUGCAAAUGCAGGAGAAGGCAAAUGAAGAAGACAUGACGCUGGAAUCAGUAACUUUAGCAGAAGUAAAGGCUCAAUUUGGAAGUCUUGAAACUGAAGUACUGCAAGAGACAAGUGAUGCGCUUGAGAAAGAAGCUGAUGUAUUAGCAAAAGAGGAGAAGAUUGAAGUUGAGACAGCAAUAGAGGAUGCUGUUUUUGAGGACACAACAGAGGCUAAAAUUUUAACUCUAGACUCUAUCUCUGAAGCAAUUGAUGCAAUAGAAGCUGAGACAUCUGUUAUAUUAGAAGCCAUACUUGGCUCUGAGCAAGGACUGAGGCAGCCACCCGACACCUUACCUCUGAAACUGGUACCACAGAGUGAAAUGAUUUGUCAGGAAGCAGAAAAAGAGUCUGGAAAGCAGGAUGAAAAUGUGUUGGAGGCCAUGUCUCUUGAGGCUGUGACACUGGCUGAAGUUGAGGCCUCUUUGGGAACUCUGGAGAACAAGCCUCUGAGUGAAACCACUGCUUAUCUGGAGAAUGAAGCUGAAAUUCUUGCUGGGGAGAGGAGGAUGGAGGUAGAGGAAGGAACAGUGUCUGAAGAGACAAUUGAGGCUCUGGAUGUUGAGUCUCUAUCUCUGCCUGAAGCUGAUGGUCUGUCUGAAGAUCUGCAGACAGAUGCACUGAUGGAGGAGCUGCUCUUUACCAUUCCUGGGCACGUAGCAGGUGUAAGAGAAGCUCAGAUUAGUCAGGAGGGUGUAGGAACAAGUAAUUUAGAUGCACCGGUUGUGAUAGGAUCAGCUGCAGUUGAUACAGCAGCUGCGGAAACAGAUGAUUUUCCAGCUUCUCUUGCUCCAAAGGAGGUGCUGCUGGGACAGGAGAUGGUGGAUAAGGGAGAACAGACUGAAACCUUGAGGACUGAAGAUGACGCAGGGACACACACAGACUUGGAUCCAGUCCAGAGACUCUUCCUGGAGAAGAUCAGAGAAUAUGACAACAUGCGCAGCAUGAGUGGAGGACCAGUGGGGGUGGAGCCAGAUUACGAGAGGCUCCUGUCAGAGGAGACAGCCAAGCUCCAGAGACUUUAUGGAGGAGGAGACCUGAGCAGCUUCCCUCAGUUCACCUUCACCGAGCCAAAAAUGGAUGAGGACACCAAAUGAUCCAUGAAUGUUACCUCUGACUCUUUAUGCUCUUCAUCAGCCUCUUCUCCUCUCCUUUGACUUCUCAACUUUUGACUUCCUCCUCCAUUACCUCCUCAUUUCAGCAUGGGGAGAGAAGAGGAAGCAUAUAGUUUGUUUGGGUGAUCUGCUGGUAAAAUAAGAGAAGAUGUAUUCCUGGUUGUUUGUUUGUACUGUGCAAUAAUGGUAGACACCAUUUUAUUUUAUUAAAGCAGCAUUUUCAAAAGA